AUGAUAAUUAAUUUCAGAAUUAUUUCUCUUAAAUGCAAAUACAUCCUCUGCACAACAUCCUGUGAAUCCAGUUUGAUAAUAUAAGGUCGUCAUGAUGUCAAGUAAUAUGGAGAAUGUCGCGCCUAACGUACUGCGUACUGUACUGAAACAGGCCCAGGCUCUUGUACAGGAGAAGAUGGAGGGAAUACAUGUACUGCUCAACGAUGAUGAUAUGACCGAUAUUCAGGCUGUCCUGGAUGGUCCCCCUGGAACCCCGUAUACAGGAGGAUGUUUCCGUGUGAAGAUAGUAUUAAGUAAAGACUACCCGGCUACUCCUCCUAAAGGAUUCUUUCUUACAAAGAUAUUUCAUCCAAACGUUGGACCACAGGGUGAGAUAUGUGUGAAUACUCUGAAGAAGGAUUGGAAACCAGAUCUGGGGAUUAAACAUAUUCUUCUGACCAUCAAGUGCCUCCUUAUUGUUCCUAACCCAGAGUCUGCACUAAAUGAAGAGGCCGGAAAACUACUUCUAGAACAAUAUGAUUCUUACUGUGAACGUGCUCGUCUUUAUACAGAUAUACAUGCUAAACCAUCCAAAUCCUCUUCAUCUUCAGAAAAUAGGAAACGAGGAGACCUGAGUGAACCUUCCUCUGAGACUGAUAAGAAGGAAAAGAAGGGAAAACUGAUGACGAAGGAUAAAAAGAGAACCCUCAAACGUUUGUAACUAAAUAUAUUUCAGUUUUUUUUUAUACUUUUUAUGUCUAGUACAAAUGUUCGUGGCUACAAAGGAAAUGAUUUUUUCCCCCUUUUCAAAUCUAGAAUCUAGUUUCUGAUUUUAGAAUCUGUUAAUUGUGAAUUUAUGAUCUU
Messenger RNA from Eurytemora carolleeae, 843 nucleotides. RefSeq names its product ubiquitin-conjugating enzyme E2 S. The transcript has 6 exons. NCBI's taxonomy places the organism in Eukaryota, Metazoa, Arthropoda, Copepoda, Calanoida, Temoridae. The record is from RefSeq and is a predicted model, not a curated record. Bases 92 to 700 code for a protein of 202 amino acids.